CUAGAUAUUGCUAACUUGUGUCAGUUUAUCCUGAAUUUAUAGAUUCACAUUCUUCAACUUUGGAUGACAAAUGAGCCAAAUGAGGGUAUCCUUGCCGGCGAUCGGGGCCCUCCUGGUGGCGCUGCUUGUACACGCAUACAACGAUUUUGUGCCUCUGGACUCGUACUCACCCACUCCCACAACCAACGUCAGUGUGGAGGCCCAUUUCAGCGACUCAUACUACCAGGCUCGAGCACUUUUCCGAUCACGCGCUGAGAGUGCCGGUGCCAAGCUGUUUUCGCUGCCUCUUGAUCAUCUAAAGUCGUUGGACUUGACGGUGGACAUUGCAGUGCUCGAAGGUUUUAGCGGUCGUGUUCUACUCCAUAUUUCAGGCACGCAUGGCGUCGAAGGUUUUGCUGGAAGCGCAAUCCAGGCGUCUCUGUUGGAGCGAGCGGCGAAAAACCCAAGCACCGCCAAGAACAAGCCCACGGUGAUCUUCGUGCACGCGCUCAAUGCGUAUGGAUUCGCACGGCUGCGUCGAUUUAAUGAGCAUGGUGUGGACUUGAACCGCAAUUGGCUCACGCCAGAGGAAUUCAAGGAACGCCAAGCGAGAGACCCAAACCAACUGGGAUAUAUGGAUGUCUACGAGCUGCUGAACCCGAAAGAAUUGGGCGGUGUCAAGAACUCGUUCUGGGUGAAAGGCAUUAUGAAUUUAGCUACAAAAGGUUUUAACGCGAUAAAACAGGCGACAGUUGUCGGGAAUUAUCGGUUCCCGCAGACGCUUUUCUUCGGUGGAACGGAGCUCGAGCCUAGUUUGGCACUGCUACAGGAUUUUCUACGGGAACAUGUCGACUUCAACACCGUAACCAAGUUUGCAAUGGUUGAUGUACACACGGGACUUGGACCUGCUGGUGUUGACACGCUGAUGCUUGGAACGGGAAGCGACAUGGCGGUAGCACGCAGCGUCUUCAGUGGCCCCGAGUACACGAACAAGGUGGUCUUCAUGCAAGAUAACGAGAAUUCUGUGGCACGAGGAUAUGAUGGUGUUGGUGGUCUCACUUCCGAUGGUGUGUCAAAGCUAUUGACCUCACAAACUAAAGGGAACGCUCUUUUGUUCUGCCAAGAGUUCGGGACGGUGCCUGGUGUGUUCGUCCUGAAGGCAUUGAUUGAGGAGAAUACCAUGUACUACCACGGAUCGUCAUCUGCAGGUCGCUUGCCGUACGCACAGAAACUCCGGGAUGUGUUUUAUUUACACCAGAGCAGCUCCUGGAAGAGUGAGGUGCUGCGUCGCGGUGCUGACGUGUAUGAUCGAUUGUUCGCGUAUCUAUCCUCGCAGUUGUAAAAGAGACCCCGGCAGAGCAUUUUAGUUCUGUGAUCAUCUCUGAGCAAGUAGAACGUAAGCAGAUAACAAAAGGUGCUAUUUGCUCACACAUGGAGUUGACAUGUGAGUCAAGAAUCUUCUGGCAUAGAUGGUUUUAACUGCAUUCUAUGAAACUCGGCAGAAGUCAUUACGGUCUACGUUUUUUUCGUGUCCCUGAAGCGCAUUUGUCGUGUAGAGUUAUCUGCUUCCUACGAAGUACUAAUAUUACUUC
Messenger RNA from Phytophthora nicotianae INRA-310, 1571 nucleotides. RefSeq lists its product as hypothetical. NCBI's taxonomy places the organism in Eukaryota, Oomycota, Peronosporomycetes, Peronosporales, Peronosporaceae. The transcript has a single exon. Bases 71 to 1321 code for a protein of 416 amino acids. The record is from RefSeq and is a predicted model, not a curated record.